Teleopsis dalmanni is the source of this 871-nucleotide messenger RNA. Its product is annotated as optomotor-blind protein-like. The record is from RefSeq and is a predicted model, not a curated record. Bases 1 to 513 code for a protein of 170 amino acids. The transcript has 2 exons. Lineage: Eukaryota; Metazoa; Arthropoda; Insecta; Diptera; Diopsidae.
AUGAAAGUCAGUAGUCAGCAGUCAGCAGUAACAUCUGAAAGUACAAAAAGAAUAACACCAAAAGCAGCAAAAGGUGCCACAUGCAAUCCCAUGCCACAACACUGGCGAACAGCAAAAGUGGCCAUACUGCGGUAUGUUUCACCAUAUAGCCUGCCGGGUAGUCUGGGUUCAGCAUUUGAUGCUGUUACACCAGGUUCAAAUGCAAAUCGUGUUGGUGGCAGUGGACCUGGCUCUGAGGGGCCUGGUAUUAGCAGCGGUGCUGGCAGCAUUGAUAAUGGACCACGUAGUCUAAGUUCAAGUCCACGACCACGUGCCUCAUCCAAUUCACCACCAACGCGACCUAUCUCAAUGUCACCUACCACACCACCAUCUUUGCUCAAGCGUAACAACUCGCCUUCGGAAUUGAAGAGCAUUGAGAAAAUGGUCAAUGGGCUCGAAGUGCAACAUAAUGGCAAUGGCGGCAGCACGCUCGAUGAACUGCAACGUAAGUCGCCUUCACAUGCAGAUCAGUGACAUUUAUUUGAUAGGGACGACAAUGACCGUUCGUCCGUCAUUGAUCUCGAUGACGUGUGACCGCAAUAUGCAGUGAUUUAGUGCGAGAAGCGAUAUCAGAUUUAUGCUGCAAUUUAAUGUGUAUUUAUGAAAGGAUAUGCAGUGGCCCACCAUGUCUUAAGGAAGGUUAGGAAGGAAGGUUUUCAUUAUGUACCAGUAUGUUAAAGCUUAGUUACACAGAGACACACAAACAAAUACAGAACAAACCAGUAACACAUGUUCCAAAUUACGAUUAUUUUUAAAGAGUUUAGUUAAUUGAAUUUAUGUUCACUCACACCUUAAUUUGUAUAUAGAAGCGUGAUUUCCUAAUUAAAAUUAA